Orbilia oligospora ATCC 24927 is the source of this 1104-nucleotide messenger RNA. RefSeq lists its product as uncharacterized. The transcript is spliced from 9 exons. Gene Ontology annotation, molecular function: GTPase activity; GTP binding. Gene Ontology annotation, biological process: cytoplasmic translation. The record is from RefSeq and is a predicted model, not a curated record. NCBI's taxonomy places the organism in Eukaryota, Fungi, Ascomycota, Orbiliomycetes, Orbiliales, Orbiliaceae. Gene Ontology annotation, cellular component: cytoplasm. Bases 1 to 1104 code for a protein of 367 amino acids.
AUGGGUAUUUCGGAGAAGAUUAAAGAGAUUGAGGAUGAGAUGAAGAGGACGCAAAAGAAUAAAGCCACAGAAUAUCAUUUGGGUCUAUUAAAAGGAAAACUAGCACGACUGAGAGCGCAAUUGUUGGAACCUGGUCCGGGAUCUGGAGGCGGUGGUGGGAGUGGAUUCGAUGUUAGUAAAAGCGGAGAUGCAAGAGUAUCACUCGUCGGUUUCCCGUCUGUCGGAAAAUCCACCCUCCUAACCAAAAUCACCAAAACCCGUUCCGAAGUCGCCGCCUACGCCUUCACAACCCUCACCGCCAUCCCGGGAGUCCUCGAAUACGAAGGUGCCGAAAUCCAAGUCCUCGAUCUUCCCGGAAUCAUCGAAGGAGCCGCCGAGGGCAAAGGUCGAGGACGACAAGUCAUCUCCGCCGCAAAAACCUCAGAUCUAAUAGUCAUGGUCCUCGAUGCCACAAAAAAGCUAGAACAACGUACACUACUAGAAAAGGAAUUAGAAGCCGUGGGGAUCAGAUUAAACCGAGAACCCCCGAAUAUUUAUUUAAAACCGAAGAAAUCCGGAGGCAUGAAGAUCAAUUUUAUGAGCCCCCCCAAGUAUUUGGACGAAAAGAUGAUUUAUAAUAUUAUGAGGGAUUAUAAGAUGUUGAAUGCGGAGAUUUUGGUUAGGGAUGAGAAUGCUACUGUUGAUGAUUUUAUUGAUGUCAUUAUGGCGCCGAAUAGGAAGUAUAUUAGGUGUUUGUAUGUGUACAACAAGAUCGAUUGUAUCUCAAAGACAUACCUCAACCAACUAGCCAGAGAACCACAUACCGUCGUCAUGAGCUGCGAGUUGGAUUUGGGGAUUAAAGACGUCGUAGACAGGGUCUGGGAGGAUCUGAGGUUAUUGAGGAUAUACACCAAGAAGAAGGGAAGCGCCCCAGACUUCUCAGAGGCAUUGAUCGUGCGAGACGGCAGCACGAUUGAAGAUGUGUGCGAUCAGAUCCAUAGGACUAUCAAGGAAAGGUUUAGAUAUGCGCUUGUGUGGGGGGCUAGUGCUAAACAUUCGCCGCAGAGGACGGGGUUGAAUCAUUUGGUUGCGGAGGGGGAUGUUGUUUCUAUUUUUACGAAGUAG